CAAAAAUCAUCUUUAAUUUUGGUUAAAAAUGAUCUUUAAAAGUAGUAGAAAGCAUUAAAUUUAAGUGUGUGAUACAUGCAGACAUCCUGUGAAACAUAUUUCGGCAGAUGCAGGGUUACUGUGCAGCAGGAACGGGUGAUUCACACAAACACUGAACGGACACGUCUGCUUUGUGCUCUGAGUUCUUGGGUGUCUGGUUGUGCUGCUGUUGAUCAAUGAACUGAAGCUCAAUAUACUCCAGGAAUAAGAAACCCAUUGAGACUUUUACAAUUACAAUGAAUGCCUACAGGGUGUGGAACUGACAACUGGAAUGAGAUGAUGGUGAACCGAGGUAAAAAUCUGCUUUUAGGACUAUCGGACCAUUUCCAUUGAUGUACUGAAGACAUCAUACAGUUUGUACAGAUCCCCAGAUCCAUUAAUCUGUCGAUUGUUUUCUUCAUCAAUCGGGUGCUGCAGUAUUCUCUCGGGAUAAGUUUGUUGCUUUGUUUGUAAUUUUUGGUGCUCUGGGACAGAGGCUCGUUUUGUUUGGAUACAGUCAGCACUCAGCUGUUAAAUUCCGUAAAAAUGCAAAGCCCAUGGUUUCCAAAAAUGGCCCUUAGUUCUAUGUAUGGUAUGGUAUGGUAAUUAUCAUUAUUAGACAAGCUGUAUGCUUGGCCUUAGCAUACAGACUCUCUCUGUCUGGUUAGCGUGCUAAAAGGAAACUGUGGAUAUGACACAUUGAAGUGGCACGGUCAUUUUCACACUUGACAGAGCAUCACGUGUAGCAUUGCAAGAGAGGAGAGAGGGAGCCCGCCGUGGCAGAACGGGAGCAGAAAAGAAAGAGAGGAAUGAAAGCAGGGAGGAGGAGAGGAAUAUUGGGAGUUUGGUUCGUCAGAUCUUAUUUUACUCCCACCGCCGACACGCGCAGUCACUGCCGCUCUCAAACUUUCACUCAUUACCAGCUCUCUCUUCCCUCUCCUUCCCCCUCGUUUGAAGCGCUGAUCUCUCUUCCUCCCACACUCUGUCUGUCUCCUGAGGUUUUUCCUUCCUGACUUUGUUUCUUCUUCCUCUUCCUCCCCGUCCUUCCCCCUUCUGUGUGUGUUUUUCUUGCCCAUCUUUUUAUCUUGUCGCCGGCUGCUGGAUGGCAUUUUAUUCUUGUUCCCUCCACAGUCUGCUGCUCUCCUUGGUUUAGCACAGCUGUUACAACCCUCCUCACUCACUCACUUUUGCUCUGCUUUUCACGCGUGCACACACACACACACACACACACACACACACACACACACACACACACACACACACGCACGCUGACAAACACACACAUCUCAUUCUUCCUCUCUUCUCUCCUGCCAACUUCUGUUUCUCUCUUAUGUAAAUUUCCAAGUCUCUUUUCUUUACCUUGCAAACACACACACACACAUGCACAAGCCUGCACCUCAUGCGUGCGCACACACACACACACACACACACACACACACACACACACACACACACACACCACAGUUUUGAGUCAUAUACCACUUCUCCACAUUAGCUAAUCUCACUCAUCACCAUUCUCACAGUUGCACCCGCUCUGGUAGGUACAGCACAUACACACACACACACACGCACACACACUCACACACACACACACUUUUACCCAGUAGCUCUCCCCACCACACACAUCGGUACACACCCUCUCUCCUCUCUCUCUCUUGUCCUCCCUCCCAGUUAUACACAUUCUCUCUCUCCCUCUCAUUCCUCAUCUGCACCUCAGCACAGUAACAUGUUGGCUCGUCUGAGCUCCAGUGCCGAGCAGUACGCAGAGGCUGCCUGCUCCCUAUCUGCCUGACCAAACAUAAAAGGCAAACAAGAAGGAGAAGCGAGAGGACGGCAACUCAAGUCUCAUCUCUCUCCUUCGCUGUCCGACCACCUUCUCUGGGAGGAAGAGGAGGAGGAGGUGGAGGAAGAUUGCUUUUCACACUGUCCUGACUCAGUUUGUCACCUCAAGCAGAAGGAGCGGCAGAGGAUGCAAAGCACAGAAGCUGAAAAGUUGGCUCUCUUUCACUCAGCUGUCCAUCCAUCCCUCGCAGCUGACCAAACUUUUUCAAGCCAAGAGGAGGAGGAGGAGGUGGACUUUUGAGGGUGAAGAGGAAGGGAAGCAAAAGCAUCCCUCGCACGGGUUACUUUUGUACACACGUGUUUUGUUCAGCAGGGAAGCAGCACCAUCCUUCCAGAGGCAGCUACCCAUGUGGCAGGAGGCUCUGUGGACCCGCGGACGCUACCUGCUGGAGAAGAGCGAUGGCGGCGAAGGCGGCGAGGGGCCCGAGAGCCUGGGAGACGGGUGCCCGGGGUUCCAGGGUGAGGUGUGCGUGGAGGGGGAGAAACCCCAGGACUGGCUGUACGAGUCUUACUACAGAAUGAGCCAGCAGCAUCCACUGAUCGUGUUCCUGCUGCUGAUCGUCAUGGGAACCUGCCUCGCACUGCUGGCGGUGUUCUUCGCUUCAGGACUGAAUACAGAGGACCACUUGACAUUCUUGAUCACGGUUCCCACUGCUCUCUUUCUCUUCUUGUCCAUCUUCAUCCUCGUCUGCAUUGAGUCGGUCUUCAAGCGUAUGCUCGGCCUCUUCUCUCUCCUUAUAUGGGCCUGUCUGGUCACCAUGGGUUACCUGUUCAUGUUUUCAGGAGGGAUACUCAGCCCCUGGGACCAGGUGUCCUUCUUCCUGUUCAUCGUGUUCGUUGUCUACACCAUGCUGCCCUUCUCCAUGAGAGGAGCCAUUAUCGCCAGCGCCAUCACCUGCUUCUCGCACACGGUCACCCUCAGCAUCUGUCUGGCCUCCACCGUCACAGAGCUGGAGCCUCUCGUCUGGCAGAUCUUAGCCAAUGUGAUCAUCUUCACCUGUGGUAACCUGGCGGGGGCGUACCAUAAACACCUGAUGGACCUGGCUCUCAAACAGACCUACCAAGACACCUGCAACUGCAUCAAGUCACCCAUUAAACUCGAGUUUGAGAAGCACCAGCAGGAGCGCUUACUGCUGUCCCUGCUGCCGUCUCAUAUAGCCCGGGUGAUGAAAGCUGAGAUCAUCCAGAGGCUGCAGGGACCCAACUUCGGUCGAACUGAGAGCACCAACAACUUCCACAACCUCUAUGUGCAGCGACACACCAAUGUCAGCAUUCUGUACGCUGACAUCGUGGGCUUCACCAGGCUGGCCAGUGACUGCUCCCCAGGUGAACUGGUGCAUAUGCUGAAUGAACUUUUUGGCAAGUUUGACCAGAUUGCAAAGGAGAACGAGUGUAUGCGAAUCAAGAUCCUUGGAGAUUGUUACUACUGUGUAUCCGGUCUGCCUGAGUCGCUGCCUCACCACGCCAGGAACUGCGUGAAGAUGGGCCUGGAUAUGUGUGAGGCCAUCAAGAAGGUCCGAGACGCCACCGGAGUCGAUAUCAACAUGCGCGUCGGUGUUCAUUCUGGGAACGUCCUGUGUGGUGUGAUUGGCCUUCGCAAGUGGCAGUACGACGUGUGGUCACAUGAUGUGACGCUAGCCAAUCAUAUGGAGGCAGGGGGUGUGCCAGGAAGAGUCCACAUCUCUUCAGUGACACUGGAGCAUCUGAAGGGCUCAUAUAAGGUGGAGCCUGGAGACGGACAGGGACGAGACUCCUACCUGAAAGAACACGGAGUGGUCACCUACCUGGUCAUCAACCCCAAGACUGAGAGACACAGCCCUCUGUUGGGUGUGCGCUCUCGCCCCUCUCUGGACGGUGGGAAGAUGAGGGCAUCUGUCAGAAUGACCCGAUACCUGGAGUCCUGGGGCGCCGCCAAGCCCUUUGCCAACCUCCACCAUCGAGACAGCAUGACCACAGACAACGGCAAGAUCAACACCACUGACGUUCCGAUGGGGCAGUACCACUUCCAGAGACGAGAAAGGUCCAAAUCUCAAAGGAGGAGGUUUGAGGAGGAGCUCAAUGAGCGAAUGAUUCGCACCAUCGAUGGCAUCAACUCACAGAAACAAUGGCUGAAGUCUGAGGACAUCCAGAGGAUCUCAUUGUUCUUUCACAACAAAGCUCUGGAGAAAGAGUACAGAUCCACAACAUUACCAGCCUUCAAGUACUACGUCACCUGCGCCUGCCUCAUAUUCUGCUGUAUAUUCAUAGUGCAGGUCCUCGUCUUGCCCAAAACUGCUGUGCUGGGGAUCUCCUUUGGCCUGGCGUUCCUGCUGUUGGCUUUGAUCCUGCUCCUUUGCUUUGCUGGUCACAUUCUGCAGGGUAGGAAGGGCUCCUUCUGCUCCCUAACCUGGCUGUUCCCCACUUCCUCCCGCAUCAUUGUCACCAAUAAUCCCUGGCUGCGAUUGGUCCUCACCAUGACGACCACUGCUCUCAUACUCGUGAUGGCCGUCUUCAACAUGUUCUUUGUGGAGGACCCUGGAGGAUCCACAGAGGACCUCCUGACAACUCCUCCACCUGUGAAUCUAACCAAUGACAGCCUGUUGGACUACCUGGACGAAAACACAAGAGAAAGCAAGUUUUAUCUGCCAUACUUCAUCUAUUGCUGCAUCCUGGGGCUGGUGUCGUGCUCAGUGUUCCUGAGGAUCAACUAUGAGCUGAAGAUGGUGGUGAUGCUGGUUGCCGUGGUGAUCUACAACAUCAUCAUCCUCCAGACGCACGCCUCCCUGCUGGAUGGAUUUAGCAAAGCGCUGUACACUGCCGAUACACUGGAUAGACCAGGAGUGCUGAAGGAUCUGAAGACGAUGGGCUCUGUGUCUCUGUUCAUCUUCUUCAUCACCCUACUGGUGUUAGCCAGGCAGAAUGAAUAUUACUGUAGGUUGGACUUCCUGUGGAGGGACAAGUUCAAGAGGGAGUGCGAGGAGAUCGAAACCAUGGAGAACCUUAACCGGGUUCUUCUGGAGAACGUCUUACCCGCCCACGUCGCUGAACACUUCCUGGGACGCAACUGGAAAAAUGAGGACCUUUAUCAUCAGUCCUACGAGUCAGUGUGUGUGAUGUUCGCCUCCAUCCCAGACUUCAAAGAGUUUUACACUGAGUCCGAUGUCAAUAAGGAAGGACUGGAGUGCCUCCGUCUUCUCAACGAGAUCAUAGCGGACUUUGAUGAGCUGCUGUCCAAACCCAAGUUCAGUGGAGUGGAGAAGAUAAAGACCAUUGGCAGCACCUACAUGGCUGCAACUGGACUCAACGUGACACCGGGACCAGAGUGCACACAGGAACACGACAGACAGUACAUGCACAUUGGCAGCAUGGUGGAGUUUGCCUUUGCUCUGGUGGGGAAGCUCGAUGUCAUCAACAAACACUCCUUCAACGACUUCAGACUCAGAAUUGGUAUAAACCACGGGCCAGUGAUUGCGGGGGUCAUCGGGGCCCAGAAACCUCAGUAUGACAUCUGGGGAAACAGUGUGAAUGUGGCCAGUAGGAUGGAGACCACGGGGGUACUGGGAAAAAUACAGGUAACAGAAGAGACGAGUCAUAUCUUAUCAUUGCUGGGGUACAUGUGUUCAUGCCGUGGCAUCAUUAACGUAAAGGGCAAAGGAGAGCUGAAGACCUACUUUGUUCACACUGAGAUGACCCGAUCGCUGUCACAAGGGACUGUGAUGCCUUGAACAUGCCGCACUAACCCAACGAGUAAGACUUGAGAACACGAUCUCACACACAAAGUGGCUGUAGAAGUGAUUUGUCAUGCUCCGUAACAAAAACCCAUUACCAGCAGCCUGCAGUAUGAUGAAUAGACAAUUGUUGAGAACCAGUUUUGUCCUUAGCAACACAAUGUAAAGCGGGCCGAGGUGCACCGCCAUAGUCCUUCAACGCUGCACUAGUGUCAAGUGUUACAAGGACUUUGCUCUGAAGAGUCUCUUCAGCGUCUAAAGGAGUGCCUGACUAAAGAGAGGUCUGCCACAUUAGUGCAGCUCUCAAGGACCGCAGUCACCCAUGUGUACAGUAGUAGUGGUGUGGAGCUAAUUACCCACGCCAGCCAGUGUUGCAGUGCUUCAGAGCCUUAUACUUGAGCAAACUGAGCUGCCUGCCGAGCUGUGUUCGUUUUUUAUAUCUUUGGCACUGUGAGCCGGUUUGUUCCAUUUUAUUCCAAACGGAUGUUACAAUAGUUUAUUGUCAUAUAGAGCAAGUGGUGCCAAGAAAUGGCCAGUGUGAUGGGUAGUGUGCCAAAACCUGUGAAUUGUAUUUAUAGCUUUAGAGCUGCGUUUGUGUCCCACUGAAGCGUCGGUGGACUCAGGCACAAGAUUCAAGAGGAAAGUAGAGGUUUCUUUUUUAUAAUCCAUCUGGAACUAAACCAACAGCGACGUGUGUAAAUGUCCAC
Molecule: messenger RNA, 6274 nt
Organism: Epinephelus fuscoguttatus (brown-marbled grouper)
Lineage: Eukaryota; Metazoa; Chordata; Actinopteri; Perciformes; Serranidae
Gene: adcy2b
Product: adenylate cyclase 2b (brain)
Exons: 28
Coding region: 2208-5564 (1118 amino acids)
Biological process (GO): adenylate cyclase-inhibiting G protein-coupled receptor signaling pathway; adenylate cyclase-activating G protein-coupled receptor signaling pathway; intracellular signal transduction
Cellular component (GO): plasma membrane
Molecular function (GO): adenylate cyclase activity
Source: RefSeq, a predicted model, not a curated record